CCCCAUCCUACAGGGGGCUAUUCGUUGUUUGUCACAUGCUUUUUCCUACUUCCGCUGAAUGGAAACUGAAAAGAAUCGACAACACUCAAAUACGGUUAGAAUUACCGAAUUUUCCAAAGUGACCCAAACAAACGUGCCCUAACCUAAACUCUAAGCGGCGACAACAUUGUAGUAUGGCUCCAGGUGAUCAACAUCGCACAUCUUCCAUGCGUUCUAUAAUUGUGUUCUCCUUAUCGGUUGGUGCAGUUAUAAUUUUAGGGAUGUUGGCGGUAGCACUGACCGGUACAUGGACAGUGAAAUACCUCGGAGGAUUCGCUUGGGAUGGGACAGCUCACGAGUUUAACUACCAUCCUCUUUGCAUGGUGAUUAGCAUGGUAUUUCUCUAUAGCGAAGGUAAGUUUCUUUGAAGCUUAACUGAAGCAUUACUGCCGCUUUGUUUGUUGUCAGUGGACUUCAUUAUGUAAGUUUUCGUGCUAUGUUUUGCUCUUGCGAUUUACUUUAAAGUCUUGCUUUCCUCCUAUGUAAAUCUUUUUCCUCUGCUUGUCAUGAGCCGGUUUAGCCUCUGGCUUUGGCUUGACUGUGGUGAAAAGAACCAAUAAAUUGAUGAAAAAAAAUUGUAAUCGUAAGCAGGUUUUAAUUUUAAUUUUGGAUUAUUGCAUAAUUAUAUUCGCUAAUUUUAAUUAUAAUGAAGUUCGAAUAUAACACGUGCUGUCAUUGCCUUGAAGUGUUUGUUUUCCACUUGUCAUAUGAAAUACUUGCGUGUUUUUGUGAGCUAUAAUUCGGCCGAAUUUCACCGAACAUUUCACUUUCAGAUUCUGUAUUAGAAACUAAAAAACUUCAGACAAGUGUUAAAUUCGACACGCCGAACUAUUUUGGUCUGUAAACUAUUGUAGAAUGUGAAACUUCUGAAAUUUGAUGGUUUGACAUUUUGACAGCUUUAGUUUUGUACAGCCAAUCAGAUUAUUUGAACCAUUCUAACAGGGAUUCUGAUUGGCUUAUUGUAGCGUGCUUUGUGAGAGUAUAGAGCAUGCUGACGACGUUGUUGUUCGCUUUGGAAAUAAAGUUUGUUUUGAAAAUUGAAAGCAAUUCUUGGGGAAUUUGACGGAUUCUUUAUUAUAAAACAAAUAGAGAAGCCUUGACUGUGCUCUGUUCUGUUUUAAAGCACUUAGGAAGCGGCUAGAGCACUCAAGAAGUAGGGAGACACACUAGACUACGUCUCGUGUUUCCCUCUACACUUCUUUCGUGCUCUAGCCGCUUCCUGCGCGCUUUACAACAGAACAGAGCACGGUCAAGGCUUCUCUAUUUGUUAAUUAUAAUAAAUUUCGGAUAAAACGUGCGCUGUCAUUGGUUGAAAGAGCGUGCUCUAUGAGAGUAUAGAGCAUAGAGCUUGGCUAAGGCUGUCACGCCAUCUGCCAAAUUGUACCAUGUCCACCCUUUUCCGUGACUUUUCUCUAGUUUUUUUUCCUUAAUUGAAAGUGAAUUUCGGAGUCAACAAAUAGCAACAGAACAACCAAACAAAGGUUUGCAAACAUGCCAGGUGCCGUAAUUGACGUUAUUAUAACGUAAGCAGAAACGAAAAUCCUCAAAGGGAAAACGAAAUGGACAGUUCAAGUUUUCAUGGUUUUCACACUUAGUUAGAUUGCAAGCUUGCGUACGGUAAUAGAAAUCAAACACAGCUAACACUCGUGUAGUUCAUGUAGUUUCGUGUUCAAAAGCAAAGCAGAAAUGAUGAAAAAAUAUAGCCAAAGUGGCAUAACUGUUAAGAUUUAUACCAAUCAUGACAGUGUCAGAGCGACCGUGAUCAUGCUGAGGUCCAACGCGGCUAGCUCAUCACGGCGAUCUCCGGUCAUCGUAGUGAAGCAAGCCUCAGAAAUUACAUCGGCCGCUCUUCGAGUGAACAACCAAGAGCUUGCUCUCAUGUCCUUUCCGAUGCGUUGUGUGGAAAGCCACAUUCAGUCACUGCAAACAGAUUAUUUGAACUAUUAUGACAAGGAUUCUAAUUGGCUUAUUGUAGCGUGCUCUAUGAGAGUAUAGAGCAUGCGACGACACUGUUGUUCGCUUUGGAAUUAAAAAUUUGUUUUGAAAAUUGAAAGUAAUGCGUGGGGAAUUUAACGGAUUCUUUAUUAUAAAACAAAUAGAGAAGCCUUGACUGUGCUCUGUUAUGUUGUAAAGCACUUAGGAAACGGCUAAAGUACUCAAGAAUUGGAGAGAAACACGAGGCGUAGUCGAGUGUUUCUCCCUACACUUCUUUCGUGCUCUAGCCGCUUCCUGGGUGCUUUACAACAGAACAGAGCACAGUCAAGGCUUCUCUUUUUGUUAAAUACUCCCGAUGCAGAGGUUACCAUACAUGUUGUAAUUAACAAGGUAAUCGACGAGAGUGCAUAUUAAGACGGGAGAUAGUGCGCCCUGCAAAAAAACGUCCUUGCUUAGCGUUUAUCGACUUAUGGAUGUUCGCAGGCAGUUUGAAAAGCAGGAAGUAGCUCUACCUGCCUGACUGCUUUCCAAUCUUCUGUAGUACAUCGGUAACUCUUUUUCGCCGCUCAAAGCCUCUUUAGCCUGUAUUUUCAGGUCAUGUGAUAAUAUUCCAGAGAACUUUCCCUUCAAAUUUCCUCUUACAUAUUUGCUUAUGUACGUCUCAUUUACAGUAGCAUAAAGAAGGGAAUUCCCUUGAGACCUGAAAUGACAAAACAAAACAUACCAACAAAAGAGGUCGGUUUACUGUGGAACUCGGGCUUAGUGAUGUCACGCAAUACUGAAAGAUCACUGCGUGACACCCCAAAGAACAGCCGGGAAUGAGACUUCGCGGCGAUACGACCUCUUUUAACCGACGAUUUCAUGGUGGAAGACGUAAAUAACCAUCAAAAUUAUCUGAGCUCAUUACGUUGAAAAUUUGUAAACCAUCAGAUAUUUCAUAUUCUUUGCGAUUAACAUAAACGUGUUAUUUUUUCGAAAAUGCACCUUCUAAAACAGGGGAGUACUUGUGAUAUGUCCUUAGUGAAACGAUUUGUUCCGAUCACUGCAAAAAAAAUGUUCCGAUGGUUGAGAUAAUAACCUCUGUUUGGCUCGAAGCUGUACGUACUCAUAUCUUUGUCCUUGGACAUCAUCUCUUCUUCGAAACUCAUAGUUUUCCUUGAGCUUCGCUCUCGGUAAUCUGUGCGCCUCUCAAGACAAAAACUUUUACUUGAAAUGGGAGAGAGGGGGAGGUAAAUAAAAGGUUUAGAAAUAAUUCAAAAUAAGUAACUGGCGUCGAAACUUUGCUACUCAUUCUAGGUUUAUGAAAGAUCUUUGAUUAAAGAGCACAUUCGCCAUUAUGAGAAAUUCAUCUCGCUACCAUGACAAUCUAAAGGAGCUCAGUAGAUUUUUUAUCCUUUUGUUCCAGCCAUGAUUGUAUUCAGAGUCUUAAGUCACCAAAACAAAUUCUAUGUAAAGCUGGUUCAUUUUGGUCUUCAGCUAGUGGCGUUUGGAAUCGCAGUCUGGGGUGUUAAGGCUGUGUUUGACUUCCACAACCAUAUGGGCUAUCCUAAUCUCUACAGCGUACAUAGCUGGUGUGGAUUGUCUACCAUCAUCCUCUUCGGUUGUCAGGUCAGUUAUCCAAAGCCAUUUUCUUUCUCCUCAUCGAGGCAAAACAGCGGUUAAACGUCUGUGCAUGUGCAAACGUUCAUAUGGCCAGGUGGCAGGCUUAGUUAGGGCCAAGCUGUCUUACUGGAAUUAUAAACAACCACAAAAACCAGUCCGUAUCGCAAUUUUAAAACCAUAAAACAUUUUUGAUAAAGCUCAAAGCAGAAUAGUAAAUUGACAGGAUACCCUGGCUUAAAGGCUCAUUUUCACCCUUGAUGCGAUGCGCGCCGCGACCCAAUUUCCUGUAACACGAAAUUUCCAGAUUACUGAAAACCUUCUAAAAUCGUCUUUCUCAAGAGCCAUCCUUGACAUAUAGUCAACUGUUGCAUGCAGAUAUAAAAGUAUGGUUUUAGAGCUUACUUAUUCCUUAAAUGGCUGUACAUGGUUUUUUUCUAAGCUAAAACCGGUUACUUUCUGACAUUUAACCACUUGACGACCGUUUGACGAGAUAGGAGAACGUAGUUCUGUAAUUGUUAGAUUCAUAGAGCAUAUCAUUUUAUUUUCUUUAUUGUAGUCAUCUUUUUCUCCCCAGAUUCUGGCUGGUUUUGUGAGCUUUCUUUUCCCCAAGUUGCCUGAUGGUCUUCGCGCAGCUUACCUGAAAGUACAUGUGUUCUUUGGGGUGUUUAUUUUUAUGAUGGCCAUCGGCAGUUGCCUAUUGGGAGUGAAUGAAAAGCUUUCUUUCAACCCCAAGUGAGUACUUGUAAACUGACAAUUUUAGUAGUUUUAAUGAUAAAAGUACAGAUUUUUUUGUUGAUACCGAAGGAGUACAGUCCUCUAAUGGUUAAUUCUCUUUUGACCAAUCCUUCACUUGCUAACUUUGACGAAAUCGCGCGAAUCUUUUAAAAACAUUUUUUUUUUUUGGCAAAGUAAAGAUCAUUGAAAAAUCACAGAACGCGUAGCAUUCAGGACAUUGUAAUACAUUAAUGUGAUGAUAUUUACACUCUUAACUUUUGCAGCUACUCAAAACUACCACCUGUGGGAAAAUUGGGUAAUUCGUUGAGUGUCACACUUAUCCUCCUAGCUGUCACAGUCAUGUUUGUGGUGACAAACUCAGCAUUCAAGAAGGUAAAUACAGGUGAGGAGCGAGUGUCGUUGAUAGAUGAGAAUUUAGCCUCUGCUUGA
Molecule: messenger RNA, 4740 nt
Organism: Pocillopora meandrina
Lineage: Eukaryota; Metazoa; Cnidaria; Anthozoa; Scleractinia; Pocilloporidae
Source: the annotation of a GenBank genome assembly